Messenger RNA from Manihot esculenta (cassava), 567 nucleotides. Its product is annotated as secreted RxLR effector protein 161-like. The coding region runs from base 1 to 567 and encodes 188 amino acids. The record is from RefSeq and is a predicted model, not a curated record. The transcript is spliced from 2 exons. NCBI's taxonomy places the organism in Eukaryota, Viridiplantae, Streptophyta, Magnoliopsida, Malpighiales, Euphorbiaceae.
AUGAAGAGCUGCAAGUUAAUUGCCAUUCCUUUAUCUAUAAAUGAGAAGCUAUCAAGGGAUGAUGAAACUGAUAGAGUAGUUGCAAGUUAUUAUAGGAUCUUGAUUGGUAAUCUCCUCUAUUUAAUAGCAACCAGGGAUCUUAUGUUCUCAGCAAGUAUGCUUUCAAGGUUCAUGCAUGGUCCUAGCCAGAAGCAUUUUAGAGUAACAAAGAGGGUGCUAAGUUAUCUUAGAAGGACUGUAGGCUAUGGUGUUUGGUACUCAAAGGAAGAAAGUGGUGAUUUGCAAGGCAAUUCAGACAAUGAGUGGGCAUGGAGCUUAGAUGAUUCUAAGAGUACUUUUGGUUUUGUCUUCUCAUUUGGCUCUAGUGCAUUUGCUUGGAGCUCAAAGAAGCAGGAGGUUGUAGCCCAAUCAACUGCAGAAGCUGAGUAUAUAGCAGUAACAUCUAAUCAAGCAAUUUGCUCAAAUGAUCAGGUUGCUGACAUCUUGAUCAAGGCUCCAUCAAGAAACAGAUUUGAAGAAUCAAGGGCUAAGCUUGGAUUGUUCAAUAAAAAACUCAAGGAGUAUUGA